Alligator sinensis (Chinese alligator) is the source of this 3963-nucleotide messenger RNA. It is a transcript of the gene EIF2AK3, whose product is annotated as eukaryotic translation initiation factor 2 alpha kinase 3. The transcript is spliced from 17 exons. Gene Ontology annotation, molecular function: ATP binding; protein binding; protein kinase activity. Gene Ontology annotation, biological process: protein phosphorylation. Lineage: Eukaryota; Metazoa; Chordata; Crocodylia; Alligatoridae. The record is from RefSeq and is a predicted model, not a curated record. The coding region runs from base 34 to 3039 and encodes 1001 amino acids.
GGGGAGCGGCAUGAAGGACGUGCGCUUGGCCCAAUGAGCUCCUUUCAUCGGGAGAAGGCAGCACGAUCAUUAGUAAUUAUCAGUACUUUGGAUGGGCGAGUUGCUGCACUGGAUCCGGAAAAUAGUGGCAAAAAGCAAUGGGACUUGGAUGUGGGAUCUGGCUCACUUGUAUCAUCCAGCCUUAGUAAGCCAGAGGUGUUUGGGAAUAAGAUGAUCAUUCCUUCCUUGGAUGGGGACCUUUUCCAGUGGGAUCGUGAUCGAGAGAGCAUGGAAGCAGUUCCUUUCACAGUUGAAUCUCUUCUUGAGUCAUCCUACAAAUUUGGAGAGGAUGUUGUUUUAGUUGGGGGGAAAUCCUUAACAACAUAUGGGCUGAGCUCCUAUUCAGGGAAGGUGAAGUACAUAUGUUCGUCUGUGGGCUGUCGCCGCUGGGAUGAAGAUGAGACGGACCAAGAAGAUACUCUUCUUCUGCAUCGAACACAGAAAACAGUCCGUGCUGUUGGGCCACGUAGCGGCAAUGAGAAGUGGAAUUUUAGUGUUGGUCACUUUGAACUGCGCUAUGUCCCAGACAUCGAAUCUAGAGUGGGAUAUAUUGAGAGCAAUUUUAAAUCAAGUAUAAACAAAGAAGAGACUAAAAUCAUUUCGGAUGUGGAGGAGCAGGAGGCUGUGAUGAAGGAUACAGUGAUAAAGGUCUCAGUAGCCGACUGGAAGGUUAUGGCUUUUAAUAAACAGGGAGGACAUCUGGAAUGGGAAUACCAGUUUUGCACUCCAAUUGCUUCGGCAUGGCUGGUUAAAGAUGGCAAGGUUGUUCCAAUCAGUCUCUUUGAUGAUACAAGUUACAGCUCUGACAGUGAGAUCCUAGAAGAUGAAGAGGAUCUUGUGGAAGCUGCCAGGGGAGCCACAGAAUCUAGUGUCUAUUUAGGAAUGUAUAGAGGCCAGCUGUACCUUCAGUCCUCAGUCAGAAUUUCUGAAAAGUUCCCAACCAACCCAAAGGCUCUGGAAUCCAGGAACGACAAUGCAAUUAUCCCUCUGCCCAAAAUUAAGUGGAAGCCUCUAAUUCAUUCUCCCUCCAGGACUCCUGUAUUGGUGGGGUCUGAUGAAUUUGAUAAAUGUCUCAGCAACGACAAAUAUUCUCAUGAAGAGUACAGUAACGGAGCACUUUCGGUUCUACAGUAUCCAUAUGAGAGGAACAAACGAAGCACUCAGAUCACUAUUAGGUUUUUUGACAAUAUGAACUACAAGAAUAUCCGUAAGAAAGAUCCUGUUCUACUUCUGCAUUGGUGGAAAGAAAUAAUUGGCACCAUUUUAUUCUGCAUUGUGACCACAACUUUCAUUGUGCGCAGACUCUUCCAUCCCCAUCCUCAUAGCAGACAGCGGAAGGAAUCAGAAACACAAUGUCAGACUGAUAAUAAAUAUGAGUCGAUCGGUGGUGAGAGUAAAGAUAACAGCUGGAGUGACAUUAAGAACUCAGGAUAUGUGUCAAGAUAUCUAACAGAUUUUGAACCAAUUCAGUGUCUGGGUCGUGGAGGAUUUGGAGUAGUCUUUGAAGCCAGAAACAAAGUAGAUGACUGUAACUAUGCUAUCAAAAGGAUCCGUCUACCUAACAGGGAGUUGGCUCGUGAGAAGGUGAUGCGUGAAGUUAAAGCAUUGGCUAAACUCGAGCACCCGGGAAUUGUUCGAUAUUUUAAUGCAUGGCUAGAGGCACCACCUGAGCGAUGGCAGGAAAAGAUGGAUGAACUCUGGCUAAAAGAUGAUGGUACUGACUGGCUACUUAGUUCUCCCAGUCCAAUGGAUGGGCCAUCAUUUAAAAUAAGAACAGAGCCAUUCACUUCCAAGGAACACGUUGAAGUUAUUACUGCUUCGUCCCAGAGAGUUCAGUCUUUCUCUGUUGGGAUUGCUUGUGGCCAGUCUGAUUCAUCCGGGAGCCAGUUCUCUCCACUGGAGUUCUCUGCUGCUGAUAACAGAGACUUUCACAAGUCAGGAGAUCCAAUGUUAAACCUGCAGGACAGCGUACUUACAGACUGUGAUGUAGAGGACAGUAUUGAUGAGAACGACCCAGGCCAUUCCUUUGAACUUUGUCCUCCAACCAUGGCCACUGUAUGCCUGAGAGAGAGGACCUCUUCCUCCAUUGUGUUUGAGGAUUCUGGCUGUGAUAAUGCUUCUGCUAAGGAAGAUAACAAAAUUGAUACUUCCCAUGAUGACAGCCUCUCUGAGGAAAAAGCAACAAAUACAAAAGAUACUGAUAACAGGAAAUCUCCUUCACAAAGUUCUCUGUCCAUUUCUCCACCAAGACCGACAAGUUUAAGCCUGGACCUUUCUAAAAACACUGCAAAAAAUGUCAAACCCUCCUCACCAAAAGUGUAUCUGUACAUCCAGAUGCAGCUCUGCAGGAAGGAGAACCUCAAGGACUGGAUGAGCAGAAGAUGCUCCAUAGAAGAGAGGGAAAGGACAGAGUGUCUGCAGAUAUUCCUGCAGAUAGCUGAGGCAGUUCAGUUUCUCCAUAAUAAAGGAUUAAUGCACAGGGACCUCAAGCCUUCCAAUAUAUUUUUCACAAUGGAUGACAUAGUGAAAAUUGGGGACUUUGGACUGGUGACUGCCAUGGACCAAGAUGAGGAGGAAGAAUCUGUUCUUACACCAAUGCCAGCCUAUGCCAGGCAUACAGGACAAGUGGGGACCAAACUUUACAUGAGCCCAGAACAGAUUUAUGGGAACACAUAUUCACACAAAGUGGAUAUCUUCUCUUUGGGACUGAUUCUCUUUGAGCUGCUUUACCCCUUCAGUACUCAGAUGGAAAGGAUCAAGACAUUAAGUGAAGUAAGAAGCUUGAAGUUUCCACUGUUGUUUACUCAGAAAUGUUCACAGGAGUACGCUAUGGUGAAGCAUAUGCUUUCGACAAACCCGAUCGAAAGACCAGAAGCUGAAGACAUCAUAGAAAACCCUGUGUUUGAAGACUUAGAACUCCCAACAAAAACAGUGCUUAGGCAGAGGUCACGGACAAUGAGUUCAUCUGGAAAUAAGCAUUCAAGACAGCCAAGCAAAUGAUUCUGCUUACUCAAAAGAUUUCUGAGGGAUAAUUCAGCAGGUGGAUCCUACGUCACAGAAGAUUGAUCUCGGAAACAGUUAUGCUUCAACUUUGAUUUUGCUCUUAGUUUUGUAAGAAACAAUCCAAUCGGAGUUCAGUUAAUCUUGUUUGCUCUUGUUUGGUGACUCAAUGAAAGCCAGUUACUAAUCUUUUUCACAUUCCCAUCUUUGUUAUACCUAAGCCCACAAGGAUGAAUCGGUCCAGCGCACUGCCUGCCCUCUACGUUGUUGACCUUAUUUGUGUUUGGAUCCUGUAAAUAUCAGCUCUCUGGGGAACGGAAGAGAUCUUUAAGAUGUAAAUAGAAUUAAAAUACUGUAUUUUUAUAAAACAAAUUACAGUCUCUAAGCCUGGUGAAUACGUGUCCUAAAUGCUGAGAUCUUGAAACAGACUAUGAAAAUCCAUGACUCCAUUUCUUCUUGUUGGGGGGUAAGUUGGGAAUCUCCACUAUUUUCAAAGCAAAAUACCAUGGCUGUAUAUACUAUCACCAUCCAUAGCCAGUCCUUAGAGGAUCCUGUGGUUUAUAUUUUCACACCACAGUAGAUUUUAGUGAAUGCAUUUUGUACUGAUAAGCCUAUAAGGGGUUGGGGGAGGAGCAUUUUGCCAUAAAAAUUGGUCAUAGGUACUGGUUUGAAGAGCCAUAGUAAGACAUAAGCAUAUAUCAAAAAGUUGUGAUUCUGGAAUUUCUAAGACAAAUGAAGUCAUAAAUGUCUUAUGUAAUCUUGUAGAUUUGUACUUUUUUAAAAAUCAACUGUAGACAUUUGUGUAAUCUGCUAAUUUAACUGCUUAAUACCAUGCUUUUUCUCACUGUAAAUAUGUUCAUUUUUAUUUAUAAAAUGCAGAGUCAAUCCAUAUGGGUUGGAGGUGUACAGAAUGCACUUACUAUG